AUGAAAAUAAAUUCCACAUCUUCCGAAUAAAGAAAGAAAGCUUAGAUCUAAAAAAUUGGUAAAAUUGAUGCUCAUUAAAUUGUUUAAAAUAAUCAAUCAUUUGAGAUUGAUGAAGAAUUCUUGAAAAAGAAAGAAAAAAGAAAUCGUAAAUUUUUUUUAAAGCGAUCUAUUUCUUUGUUAUAGAUCUGUAAAUAAAGUGGAAAGAUAGAUUUUUCCGUAGGAUCAGACUUCCUCCACAUUGAGAUUAUGUAAGGAGGACAUUACCCUCUGAAUUAAUAGAAUCUAAAAGAUAUUUGUUCAGAGAUCCAUCUCAAUGAUGCAGAGUUCUAUUAAUCUAACGUAACUUAUAGUUUAAAUAACGCUUCUAAAUGUAUUCUAAAGAAUUGUAGAAAUCCUUAAUCAGAAUAAAAUUACAAAUCUUUUACAUAAAUUUAAUAAUAAAUAAAAGAAAUUAAUGCAUUUUGCUAAAACAAUUUGAAACAGGAUUAUAAAAAUUGUCAAGUUGAUCCAUAAUAAAUGGAAUCCAUUUUGAAACAGUAAAAUAAUUAGAUUCUUUAAGUAAUUCAAGAAACAAAGUAAAUUUUGGUGGAAUAGCAUAAAGCUAUAAAAAACACUUUGUAAUGUUGA
Molecule: messenger RNA, 627 nt
Organism: Paramecium octaurelia
Lineage: Eukaryota; Ciliophora; Oligohymenophorea; Peniculida; Parameciidae
Source: the annotation of a GenBank genome assembly